GGUUGCUUUGACCUUGAGCUAGAGCUUCAUGAUUGUAAUUCAACCUCGUGUGAGCCUCGUAUUGUAUGCUAUUGUAUUGGAACAAUACACAGACUCGUUACUCAUCAAGUCUUAAGCCUAUCGAGAUAUCUCUCGGCUUAAUUAAAACGCCAUUCAUUGGAUGCCCUGCUGAGCGUAGGCUACAAAGGCCCGAUACAUCAACAACAUGGUAGACAAUAGCCGCGUUGAUAUCAUCUUCAUCGGUGCUGGCGCCGUUGGUUGCUUCUACGCUUCACGCCUUCAUCAUCCGUCCCAAAAUCUUCACGUUUCUCUCGUGGCUCGCUCUAACUAUGCUGCUAUUCAAAAAGACGGCGUGAAGCUUCUGACACGAAGCUUUGGUGAUUACACCUUCAAGCCCGAUGCGGCUUUCCCUUCUGUCGAUGCUGCUGCUGCUGCCACUUCAUCAGGCGCAAAGCGAGACUGGCACUAUAUCUUCGUGACAACCAAGGCUCUUCCAGAUAUCAGCGAUGACUCUUCCAUCAUCGAGCCCUUGGUAGGCCCAAAGUCAUGUAUUGUCCUCAUCCAGAAUGGUGUCGGUGUAGAGGAGCCCUUCCGCAAACGCUUCCCUAAUAACCCGAUCGUCAGCGCUGUCACCGUUGUUAGUGCAGAGCAAACAUCUCCUGGUACUAUUCGCCAGAACCGCUGGACGCGUAUCAGCAUCGGACCUUACACAGAUGGUUUAGCCUCGAAGGACUCGGAGCUAGGCCGUCGUGGCACAGAGUCGACUGAAGCACUGUGUCGUUGGUGGACAGACCUGGGUGGUAUCAAAGACGUGGAUCCCCAUGAUGAAGUCGGUCUUCAGACUGUGCGGUGGCACAAGCUCUGUAUCAACGCAGCCAUGAACCCCUCCGCUGUGCUCUCAGGUGGUCGUGGCAAUGCCGAUAUGGUAGCAGAUGACGAGCUCCAGCGACAUCUCCUAGGCGUGAUGCAUGAGAUUCGAGAUGCUGUGCCCAAGAUUCUCGGCAGACCUUUCCCGGACAGUAUGGCCAAACCUGAGAAGAUCGUUGAGAGCACAGCCCGCAAUAAGGGCGCGAGGCCGAGCAUGCUUCUGGACUGGGAAGCAGGUAAGCCUUUAGAGCUUGAGGUGAUAUUGGGUAAUCCUGUGAGGAUUGCAAGGGAGAGAGGUGUUGAAAUGCCUAGGUUGCAGAGCUUGUAUGCGCUUUUGAGGUCGGCGCAGGCCAUGAGGAAAAGGGAGACCAAGGGGAAGCUUUGAAUCAGAAUCUUAUUCAGAGACGAGUUGCAAUAUCACAUCAUCUAUUAAGAUCAAGAUAGAGGUUAUAUUAGACAUAGUCGAAUCGCGUAUUAUUAGUUAUUUAUCUAUUACUACUUCC
Fusarium oxysporum Fo47 is the source of this 1370-nucleotide messenger RNA. RefSeq names its product ketopantoate reductase PanE/ApbA-domain-containing protein. Gene Ontology annotation, molecular function: 2-dehydropantoate 2-reductase activity. NCBI's taxonomy places the organism in Eukaryota, Fungi, Ascomycota, Sordariomycetes, Hypocreales, Nectriaceae. Gene Ontology annotation, biological process: pantothenate biosynthetic process. The coding region runs from base 206 to 1252 and encodes 348 amino acids. The transcript has 3 exons. The record is from RefSeq and is a predicted model, not a curated record. Gene Ontology annotation, cellular component: cytoplasm.